This is a messenger RNA of Centruroides sculpturatus (bark scorpion), 459 nucleotides long. RefSeq names its product sodium-dependent phosphate transport protein 3-like. Lineage: Eukaryota; Metazoa; Arthropoda; Arachnida; Scorpiones; Buthidae. Bases 1 to 459 code for a protein of 152 amino acids. The record is from RefSeq and is a predicted model, not a curated record. Gene Ontology annotation, molecular function: transmembrane transporter activity. The transcript is spliced from 3 exons. Gene Ontology annotation, biological process: monoatomic anion transport.
AUGGAGAUCGACGACACAAGUACAGAAAUAACUUGCGUGGUUUCUGUUCCAGCUCGUUAUGUUUUGGUAUUGUCUAUAUUUUUUAUACAUGUAAUAGCGUACUGCCAAAGAUCUGCGCUGAGUAUCGCUAUUUUAGCCAUGGUUAAUCAUUCAGCCAUCCACAUGCAUAAUACCACGUCUUCAACAGAAUGUCCAAAAAUCUAUCAACAAAAUUCCAUAUAUAUUUACAAAGAGGGAUCUUACGUAUGGACACAACCCACUCAAGGAAUAAUACUAGGAAGUUAUUUCUAUGGUUUGGUGUUAGCUCAACUUGCAGGAGGAUCCAUUACAUUAUCACUUGGACCAAAGAAAACUGUCAUAAUUUUUUCCUGUUUAUCUUCAACACUGACUAUUUUGACACCGUUUUGUGCAAUGUCGGUGUGUCAGUUAUAUCGUUAUGUCAAGCCAUUGUCGGAUUAG